Gavia stellata (red-throated loon) is the source of this 1125-nucleotide messenger RNA. RefSeq names its product nuclear receptor 2C2 associated protein (gene NR2C2AP). Lineage: Eukaryota; Metazoa; Chordata; Aves; Gaviiformes; Gaviidae. Bases 329 to 865 code for a protein of 178 amino acids. The transcript is spliced from 5 exons. The record is from RefSeq and is a predicted model, not a curated record.
CCCAGUGCUGCUCAAGGAUCCCCAAUACUGCUCGGGGGUCCCCAAUGCUGCCGGAGUGCCCCCAGUGCUGUCCAGGGGUCCCCAAUGGUGCUCGGGGUGUCCUCGGUGCUGCUCAAGGAUUCCCCAGUGCUGCUCAGGGGUCCCCAAUGCUGCUCGGGGUGUCCCCAGUGCUGUUCAAGGAUCCCCAAUACUGCUCGGGGGUCCCCAAUGCUGCCGGAGUGCCCCCAGUGCUGCCAGGGUGUCCCCAGUGCUGUCCAGGGGUCCCCAAUGCUGCUCGGGGUGUCCCCAGUGCUGCUCAAGGAUCCCCAGUGCUGCUCGGGGGUCCCCAAUGCUGCUCGGGGUGCCCCCAGUGCUGCCCAGGUGUCCCCAGUACUGCAGGGUGUCCCCAUUUUUGCCCCUCGCUGUCCCCAUCUCUCCCCAGGCAGUGUGGGCGCAGGCAGCGAUGCCCGUGGAGCCCCUGAUCUGUGCCGACACGGCCGCGCGGGUGAGCUCCGUGCUCAACCGGGACGUGAAGCAGUUUGGGAAGAAGCACAUGUUCGAUGCGAGCGAGGAGACAUGCUGGAACUCGGACCAGGGCAUGUGCCAGUGGGUCGCCCUGGAUUUUCCCCGCACAGUCAAGGUCUCGCAGCUCCACAUCCAGUUCCAGGGGGGAUUCUCCAGCCGGCUGUGCACGCUGGAAGGCUGCAGAGCAGGCGAAGAACUGGUGAAAAUAUCUGAGCUGUACCCCGAGGACAUCAACGCCAUGCAGAGAUUCCAGCUGGAGGAGACGGUGCUGGAUAAGCUGAAGAUCACCUUUGAGAACAGCACGGACUUCUUCGGGAGGAUCGUGGUGUACCACCUCGGGGUGCUGGGGGAGAGGCUCUAGGGCAGCGGCGAGGGAUGGCAUGGGGGGCCGCUCCCCCAUCGCCUGCGUUCCCCCACAGGGGCUCUGCGGCAUCGCAGGAAAGGGGACAGUAAACCCUGCGAGCGGGAGCGGGGACAUGCUGCCCCCAAUUGCACCCCAAGGUGCUGAGAGGGACCGCUGCCCCACGGGAUGGCAGUGACAGAGGGACACUAUGCAGAGAUCCACGUGCUGGACUUCCGAGCCUUUGGUGGGACACAUCCUGUGGAACCGGCCGAAUAAAU